Molecule: messenger RNA, 4929 nt
Organism: Syngnathus typhle (broad-nosed pipefish)
Lineage: Eukaryota; Metazoa; Chordata; Actinopteri; Syngnathiformes; Syngnathidae
Gene: scarf2
Product: scavenger receptor class F, member 2
Exons: 11
Coding region: 497-3298 (933 amino acids)
Molecular function (GO): scavenger receptor activity
Source: RefSeq, a predicted model, not a curated record
AAUUAGAGGGCAGGGCAGAGGAGAUGAGAUGAGAUGGUGUGGCGCGCACGCUACGUAAAUUUGGUGGCGCACACAGCCAAAGACAGAGUAAGAAAUCAGGAAUUUCCCUCCUGCCACUCCUGAGAGCUCAAGAGAGGACAAAAGUCAAGUAGCUCUCCUCGGAGGGCCACGGCCAAAGCUGGAGCGACCUUCUACUUUUGGACUUGAUUUGACUUUCCCACCUCGGUUCGUCAUAAGGGAAGUGUGACUUGUUCUUCCGUCAAAGUUUUGCACGCCCGCCCGCCCUCAUUUAGUUCAUGGAAGUAACGGUGCAGCAGCAGCCUACGAGGAGGGAAAGUGACUUCUUUGAUUUGGCCAAGUUUGGAAUCCUUGCGGAUGGCGUUGUAGCACUUUGGAACAAGUCAUUUGGAGAAAGAUUUGGAUUAAGUGCGCCAAAGCAAACUUUGUGUGUGGAAUAAAAAGAAGAGGCGUCCAGAAGGAUGCUGCUGCUUGUACGAUGGAAGUGAAGAACUUUUUGGCUUUUGUGGCGGUGCUUUGUCUCGUUUUUAGCUUCGCUGAGGGUCAAAAGCUGCGUCCCAAAGGCAGAAAUGUGUGCAAAGUUGCUGGGUCUCCGGGGUUGGUGUGCUGCAGCGGCUGGGCUCAGCUAGGAGAUGAAUGUCUCAAACCUCUCUGCCAAGGCAACUUCACCUGUAAGGAAAACGAGGUGUGUGUCAGGCCUAACGAAUGCCGCUGUCGUCACGGGUACUUUGGAGCGAGCUGUGACACAAAGUGUCCGGCCCAGUUCUGGGGUCCAGACUGCAAGGGCAAAUGUAACUGUCACCCCAACGGUCAGUGUGACGACUUGACCGGCAAGUGCACGUGCAACCACAACCGCUGGGGGCCCAACUGCGAGAACUCCUGCAUGUGCCAAAAGGGCAAAUGCGACCAGGACACGGGCUUCUGCACGUGUCACCCGGGGGUCUGGGGCCCUCAGUGCAACAACAACUGCUACUGCAGCGUCAACUCAAUGUGCGACCCCAUGACGGGACGCUGCCUGUGCAAUCCCGGCUGGACGGGGCGCAACUGCGCCAUCCAGUGUAACUGCAACAACUCGCCGUGCGACCAGUUCACCCAGCGCUGCCAGUGCCGAGAGAGGAUGUGGGGCCCCAGAUGCGAGCGCUACUGCCAGUGCGUCCACGGCAAAUGCAACCUGGCGGACGGCUCGUGUACCUGCACGCCGGGCUACCGUGGCAAGUUUUGCAGAGAGCCCUGCCCGGCUGGCUUCUAUGGACAAAACUGCAGGAACAAGUGCGGCCACUGCAAAGGCCAGCAGCCGUGUAAGGUGACGGAGGGACGCUGCGUCACCUGCGAGAGAGGCUGGAACGGAACACGCUGCGACCAGAUCUGCUCCAAAGGCUACUUUGGCGAAAACUGCCAGGAAGUGUGUCCCGUCUGUAAGGACGGCCAUCACUGCGAUCACAUUCAGGGCAGGUGCUCGCACUGUAACCCCGGCUGGAUUGGGGACAGGUGCCAAGUGCCAUGCCCCAACGGCACGUACGGCGACAAUUGUGACAACAACUGCAGUCACUGUUUCAAUGGAAACUGUCACGGCGUCACCGGAGAGUGCCUAUGUGACAGAGGAUUUUACGGAACCUACUGCAAUAUGACGUGUCGACCCGGACAAUAUGGAGUGAACUGCAACCAAAGCUGCUCUUGCCACGACAAGAACUGCGACCCCGUUUCUGGUGCCUGCUAUCUUCAGCCUAACCAACGGAUGGGCGUGAUCGCGGCCGGGACACUCGUCUCCUUUUUGCUGAUCGUCCUGUUGUCCCUGCUGUGCUGCUGCUGCCUUUGUCGACACAAAGAUGACCACAACAAAAAAGCCAAGCGGAUCCUGUGCGGGCGAUUUAGCCGAAUCAGCACUAAACUUCCCCGUAUUCCACUGAGGAGACAGAAACUGCCAAAAGUAGUUGUAGCCCACCACGACCCCGAGCACAAUUUCAACUGCAGCUUCAUCGAGCCCCCCUCUGUAGCCGAGCAGCCCUCCCCUUCCUCCUGGUCCUCCCAGGAGUCCUUCUCCUCCUUUGAGAGCGGUGACGAGGGCCCGGUUUACUGCGUGCCCCAUGAAGAAUCGGUGAAUGAAAGCAAGGAGAAGCACAGUCCGGAAACCGAGAAGCCUGAAGCCGCCCCCGCUGAUGAGGAUGCGGGAGAGUACACCUCCCUGAAGGAUACCGGUGUCACCAAACCAGAGGGCGGCGAUCCACCCACCGUAAAGUCCUCAGACAGCGAAGGUUCCACCAGCGGUUCCGAGUACGCGGCUGCGACCCUUUACGCCCGUAUCGCCCGUCUCUCCAAACAGUCCAAAGAGGAUGACAACAGCGGCAAAGAUGGGGACUUAGCAAACCCAGAGUACAAGCGCAACGGAAAACCGCCACCGUCACCCGGUCGGCCCAAACCCCGACCGCCAGACCCUUCGACCAAGCCAAAGGUGUCGUGGAUCCACGGAAGCACUCCCCAGCCGGACCAGCAAGGACAGGGGGGCAUGAAAGCACUUUCCGUUCCGAAAGAGAAAAAGCGUAGCUCCAGUGACGUCUCCGCCAAGAGCGAGAAGAGCAACGAUCAGCAAAGGAAGAAGGAGGGUGACACCAACAGCUCACCCAGUAAACACAAACCUCUGCGAGGCAAGAAGUCUGGGGAUGGCCACAGCAGUCCCAGUCACAUGGAGCACAUCAACGGCGUGGUUCAGAACGCCCUCAGGAAGAUCAGUCAUUUCCACAGCUCUUCGUCCGAGAAGAAGAGUGCCGAUACGUCCAAAGAGACCCCUAAGGAACCCCCUAAGAGCCCCAAGGUCAUCCAUCCCCACAUGAACUCUGAGGCCGCCACACUCCUGGCUGCUCAGCUCAAGGAGAAAACCCAAAGCAUCAACAGGAACGAGGGGACGGGGCUGACCAAGACCAACGGACUAUCCACGCCCAAGGGAACCCGGGAGAGGCCCACACCUCCGCAGAAAGCCAAGAGGACCCCUUCCACCGGCUUGAACCAGCAAGGUGCCACUAAGCCACUGAUUCCCACCUCCAGCAGCCUCCAGAAGAUGGUGGCGCCCAUCACCACUGACCACGGGAGCCCUGAAGCCAAGAGCCCGGAAAAGCAGGACUUGAACGGCUCGAGGCCGGGGGACCCGUCGACGGAUGCUACGCCCAAGAAGACUCCCAUUAAAAAGCCUCCGAGGAAGAAAGGCAAGGAGGCUACUUUGGACACGGCAGAGAGCAAAACACCGCAGCAAAAGACAGCCAUCAUGCCACCCCAGAUUGUCAAGUAAGUGUAAGUUUUCUUUCACAAAUUGGCAGCAAAGAGACCAAAAAUGGAUUUGCCGGAAACUGACACCAGAACCUGCCAUUAAUGCUACAUUCAAGAAAACCGGGACCUCAGUCUGACCGAUUUCAAAUCAAAGUCAAAUACAAAUCUGUCAGCUACUAGUGUCGCGGGGGUGCAUAGCUUCGAACUCGAGUUGUAAUCGGUUGUACUUUUUCUGUUCAUAAAUGUGCAACUUACUUGUUUUCUGGAAUGCAGCGUUCGUCAAACCAGUAGCAUUCUGUUUUUCGAGUCCUUUUCACAGGUACUAAUCGUACCGGUUCCUUCAAACUCAUUCUCAUAUUUCUGUGGACCAGCAUGCGCGAUUUGAAAAAGCAAAAUGGUUUAUUGCCAACCAAAGGAUAUUUUGCACCUGGGCUCAGCAAAGCUCAGCAAUUCACAAAAGCGGAAUUGACAGUCAUGCUUGCCGUCCAGACGCUCGUAACCUAGAAACAGAAAGCUGCCUUGGUGCUUUCUUGUGACCUAUCGUGUUUCACUCGUUCCUAAACUGUGAAAACAAGUCGAAAAAUAGAUUCGGAGCAGACCCUCUCCAUUCGGAGUGUCAAUUCACCAGAAUGUUGCGCUCGGCUGAGAAAUCAACAUAUUAAGCUGAAAUCCGAAGCCGCCGUUGAGCUGCGUGAACUUUUCAUCAUGCUUAUAAAACAUUUUGAAGCAUCCAUUUUCCAAACCACAGCCAUCUGGAGUUUGCGCAAGCUGCAUUUAAUAAAACAGAACCUCAAGUCUAAUGUUUUGCCUACCAACGCUUGCGUCAAGGGACGGACGGACGACUGUUCUCUCAAAAACAGAUCAAUGAAUGUGAUAAGAACCUUUGCUGUUGUCUGUUUGUGUCGUCAGGUUAUAAUAAAGACGUAAAAAAAAAGGAUUGCCAUGUAAUGCUGAAGAACCAAGCUGCUUUUUUGGGGAUGAAACUUAAUGGUAGCGUGUUGAAGUGUGCCUCGACUGUGGAUCAGUUUAAGCAACAGAAGCUAGCAAAAAAAAAAAAAGCUCCUUAGCCGGCGAUAGCUUGUUAGCUAGUGUCCGUUGUUUGUGUUGCUUUUAAGCAAAAUGGUGGACUCACAGGUACUUCGACUGGAAUGAUUUUUGUUUUUCAAGAGGAAACGGUUCUUUGUUCAGGGUGUUGUUGGAUAGCUACGAUGAAAGUUUGUCUUUUUAAGGUACAAGUUCCCAAGUUACUUUUGCAGCGUCGCGUAUACAUUGUGUACUUUUUACUCGUUAUCUUUGUAAGCUGUGCUUAUAUGACCUUCUGUGUUUUUUUGUUUUUUUUUCUCCUUGUCUUAAUGAACUGGCUUUCAUGUUGAAUCUUACGGAGGACUAUGAGGACCACGCUGAAAAGAAAAAUUGGGAAAUUAAACUUAAAUGAACUUAAAUGUCAGCCGCUGUCUUUAGGGACGUAGAGUCGUCGGAUAUAUUCUUCAAACGAUCCUUGUUGAUGAAAUGAGGUCAAUCCGCUUAGUUCUUUCUCAGGAACAUGCAAACGUUUGCACAAUUACAUUUAUUCACAUUUUGUUGUUUGGCGAACAGUUUCAAAAUUAAAAAAAAAAAAAAAAAAGACAUUCUGUUUAUCGGAUGCUAAUGUUA